CUGUUGGGGUGUCCUUGACCUCCUGGUUCUCACCUCACGGUGCCCCUCUGUCCACAGGUCCAUCCGUCCACCCUGACGCCAUGUACACCGCAAUCCCCACAAGCGGUUCCCCUUUCGGCCCCACCGCCUCCCGCCCGGGGCUGCACGUCUGGCGGGUGGAGAAGCUGCGGCCGGUGGAGGUUCCGGAGCGGAGCUGGGGCGUGUUCUUCUCGGGGGACGCGUACCUGGUGCUGCACAACGGCCCCGAGGAGCGGGUGCACCUGCACCUCUGGCUGGCCCGGGACUCCUCGCAGGACGAGCAGGGGGCCUGCGCCCUCCUGUCCACGCAGCUGAACGCGCUGCUGGGCGAGCGCCCCGUCACCCACCGCGAGGUGCAGGGCAACGAGUCCGACCUCUUCAUGCAGUACUUCCCGCAUGGCAUCACCUACCAGGAUGGUGGCGUGGCCUCGGCGUUCAAGACCCCGCGCCCCAGCGCCAGCCCCGGGCACCGACUCUACCAGGUGAAGGGCAGGAGGAACAUCCGGGCGAGCGAGAGGGACCUGGCCUGGAGCAGCUUCAACACCGGCGACUGCUUCAUCCUUGACCUGGGCGAGACGCUCUUGGUCUGGUGCGGCUCCGGGUGCAACGCGCUGGAGCGCAGCCGGGCGCAGGAGCUGGCCGCAGCCAUCCGGGACAGCGAGCGGCGCGGCAGAGCGCGCCUGGACAUCGUGGCUGAUGGCGAGGAGCCACCGGAGAUGCUCCAGGUGCUGGGCCCCAAACCCACCUUGCCAGAGGGCAGCCCCGAGGAGGAUGCUGUGGCCGACCAGAGCAAUGCGCGGGCAGCCGUCCUCUACAAGGUGUCAGACGCGACGGGGCGCAUGGACCUGACCCAAGUGGCUGCGAGCAGCCCCUUCAGCCAGAGCCUGCUCUGCUCCGACGACUGCUUCGUGCUGGACAACGGCGCCGGUGGGAAGGUCUACGUCUGGAAAGGGCACAAGGCCAACGAGCAGGAGCGCCAGGCGGCCCUGAGGGUGGCUGAGGAGGUGAUCGCCCGCAUGGGUCACUCGCCCCGCACGCAGGUGGAAAUCCUGCCCCAGGGCCACGAGACGCCGCUCUUCAAGCAAUUCUUCACUGGCUGGAAGUGA
Molecule: messenger RNA, 1124 nt
Organism: Pezoporus flaviventris
Lineage: Eukaryota; Metazoa; Chordata; Aves; Psittaciformes; Psittacidae
Gene: CAPG
Product: capping actin protein, gelsolin like
Exons: 9
Coding region: 81-1124 (347 amino acids)
Biological process (GO): actin filament severing; actin polymerization or depolymerization; barbed-end actin filament capping
Cellular component (GO): cytoplasm; actin cytoskeleton
Molecular function (GO): actin filament binding; phosphatidylinositol-4,5-bisphosphate binding
Source: RefSeq, a predicted model, not a curated record